This is a messenger RNA of Asterias rubens (European starfish), 4573 nucleotides long. Its product is annotated as disintegrin and metalloproteinase domain-containing protein 12-like. Gene Ontology annotation, biological process: proteolysis. The record is from RefSeq and is a predicted model, not a curated record. The transcript has 21 exons. The coding region runs from base 17 to 3133 and encodes 1038 amino acids. Lineage: Eukaryota; Metazoa; Echinodermata; Asteroidea; Forcipulatida; Asteriidae. Gene Ontology annotation, molecular function: metalloendopeptidase activity.
UCCACUGCCUUCAAAGAUGUCGUGGCAACAGUACUGUCCUCCUAUUUAUCUCAUUUUAUCUCUGUAUUUUCUUCUCCAAACGCAAGGAUUGACUAUCAAUCUUCAAGAGUCAGAAGAAUGGGGCCAUUCAGCAGGAAGAGCAAAGCAACUUGGGAAAUUAAGAAAUUAUGACAUCACAGAGCCGUACCGGCUGGACGGAAGACAACGCCGUGAAACCCAUACCAAAACUGAGAAUGGUCAUCUUAACGAAGCAACAUUUGUUCUUGAAGUUGAUGGGGAGGAAAUAAUUGUAGACCUUAAUUUAAAUGUAGACCUGUUUCCUGUCCGGUAUAUGGAACGAUCCCAGCUACCAGAUGGGCGUACUUUAAUCAGGAAGCCUGAUCGAUUACAUCAUUGUUAUUACCAUGGUGAAGUGAGAGGCAAAAAUUCAUCUAAGGUAGCACUAAGCACGUGUGAUGGUUUAAGUGGGGUCAUUAUCAUAGAUGGGAAAAGCUUUUAUCUGGAGCCACUUCAAGACUCCAAGACGCAACAUCUUGUCUACACACCGGAGAACGUCAAAAGAAAGAAGCAAACUCGAGUAUAUGACACUGACGAGUACGAUGAACAAAACUGGAAAGAGCAGUUGAAGAUGAUGCAGGGGACGACUCGAGUGAGAAGGGACGCCUUUGAUGAAACUAAGUAUGUAGAGUUGGUCAUCGUAGCCGACCACACCGAGUACAUUGACCAAGGAAGGGACAAAGACAAGGUGUUUUCAAGAUGCAAGGAGAUGGCCAAUGCAAUGGAUUUGAUAUACCGUCCGCUGAGCAUGCGUGUCGCCCUGAUAGGUGUGGAAGUUUGGAAUGAAGGUGACCAAUUUGAAGUCAGUACCAACCCAACGUCUACCAUGAUGAUGUUUCAUCGAUGGCGAAAGGACCACUUACUUCCCGAUACGUACAACGACAAUGCUCAAUUCGUCACGGGUAAAUCUUUUGAUGGGAACACUGUUGGUAUGGCUUCCCUCGCCGUCAUGUGUUCGUUAGAUCGUUCUGGUGGUGUCAACGAGGACCAUGGAGUCAAUGCAGCCGAUGUAGCAUCCACUAUGGCCCAUGAAAUGGGUCACAAUAUGGGCUUUGUGCAUGACACCGCUGACAGAGGAUGCAAAUGUGACGCCCCUGCGGACACAGGCUGUGUGAUGGAGCCCUCUAGUGGAUCCCUGCCUCCGACCAUCUUCUCCUCCUGCAGCGAGGAUGACUUGGAGAACUCCUUGCGCAAGGGGCUUGGAGCUUGCCUCUUCAACUAUCCAAAGUCCAUCUUCCAAGGACCUCACUGCGGGAACGGGUUCUUGGAGAAUGGAGAGGAGUGUGACUGUGGUACUCCUGAGGAAUGCACCAACGAUUGCUGUAUAGCGGAGACGUGUACUCUUGCAGAGAACGCAACCUGCGCCAACGGAGAAUGCUGUGAAGACUGCCAGCUCAAAAUCUCAGGAGUUCGAUGCAGGGACGUUGUGAACCAGUGUGAUCUACCGGAGUACUGCACAGGGCUUGACAAUCAGUGUCCAGCGAAUGUGUAUCGUCAGAAUGGUGAGCCAUGUGCCAAUAUGGACGACAUGGAUGCAGUCUGUUACAAUGGACAGUGUGUGACAUACGAUGAUCAAUGCAUGGCGAUAUGGGGGGAUGGAGCCAGGAAAGCGAAUACACUUUGCUUUGAGUUCAAUGGGCAAGGAUCUGACUUUGGUAAUUGCGGUGUGAAUGAAGAAGAUGGAGGGGUGAUUGUGCAACCUGAUGAGCGGAACUUUAUCUCUUGUCCACUCAAGGAUUUCGGUUGUGGUAAACUGAUGUGCGUCGGCGGGGCUGAAUUCCCCAUCAUAGGGUCAGUCGCCAGAGCAAGUAAAGGGUAUCGUUACGAUAGCAAUAUGAACAAGUACACCUGCAAGUCAGCCUCUAUAGACCUCGGGGAAGAUAUUCCAGAUCCUGGGUACGUGAGCGAUGGCUCAUUGUGUGGAAGCUCUACUGACGAGUUUUGUGUGGAAUCUUCUUGUAAGAAUAAGACAGAUCUGAGGAUUAGAGAUUGCCCGUAUAAGUGCUACAACCACGGGGUGUGCAACAGCAAUAAUCACUGUCACUGCAACCCAGAGUGGGCCCCUCCACUCUGUAACAGUGCAGGGUAUGGAGGUAGCAUCGACAGUGGGCCGGCAAGGCCACAGGAUGACGAAAUAUCCGCCCAAAGCAACGCUGUUGUAGUUCUAUUGGUGCUAUUUCUUGGAGUCUUUCCAGCACUGAUCAUCAUUGGAAUUAUUAUGUACUACAAACGAGUCCAACUCCAGCAAAUUCUCUGCAAGGAUAACGUGGCACAGCGCAGCCAACCACCUAAAUAUUCCCCUGUUAAAAGGCAAGGGUUCACCAAUGUUCCCCGUGACGCUAAUAAGACAAAUGCAAGCAAUGGUAGCCAUAGCAAUGAACCAAGAUCAAGACCAGAUAUUGUCAUGAGCACGAGGCCAUCAGCCACCAGGGGUGCAAAUGUUGUCUAUAAGCCAACAACAGAAUAUGUCGAUAGUAGACCUUCCUGGAACAGACCACAGCAGAAUCCAGAAGCGCCAAGGCCGCCGGUUGCCCCUGCCCCUUCUUCUAAAAUCGUGAGGAGAGAGUCAUCAAGGUUAAAGCCCACAAAUCCUCCACCCCCAGUGCCGGAGGCUCCCUCUUCUAAAACUACACAGCCAAGUCCUGUGCGGAAAGCACCUACAAAACCUCCUGGACAGUCAACCUAUCCCACUCCUGCACCCGUGUAUCCCACUCCUGCACCUCUGAAGCCCACUUCUGCCCCUAUGAAACUACCAGGUGGACCUUUAAAGCCCACAGGGGCAGCAGCUCUUAAACCUCCUCUGCCAAAGCUGCCCACAUCAGCAUCCUCAGAGCCAAGUAAACCCAGUGUAGCCCUCAGACCAACUGCCAGUCGACCACCUACAGUGCCUAGGCCAAAGUUUAAUGCCAACAACUCAGCGGAAACUUCGUCUCCAUCGGAGAAGGCAGAGAGCAAACCUAGCAGGCCAGUACCACCUCCAAGACCGGAAUCCCUACGCAUAAAAAAUGUUGCUCGGCCCAAGAUUCCGCCGCCUGUACCCCGGAGGCCUGCCAGCACAGGAGACCCGUCAGUAUGAUACAUGCUUCCUAAAUUAUGAGUCCUUUUUACUUCUUAAAAUCUGCAAGAGUUUGCUCUGGAACAACUGGUUCACAGUAAAUCUGGAGCUCUUGCAUCAUUUUGAGUCAAGAAACUUCAGUACACGUCAACCUAUUAACGGUUGGGAUAAAUUUGUUCUUCUCAACUAUUGAAGUUUUGUUUGGUCACUUAUUGUUGUCUUUUUUUUUUAUUGAUUCAUGUCUUUAUUUAUUUGUUUUUUUCUACUUGCAUGAAUAAAACUGCAUGGCAAUAAAAUUGUGACACUGUUGCCCUUUUGGCUGUCCUACUUCUUGUACUAUGUAUGUUGCAGGAAUAAGCCUAAAUGAACAGGGGUAUUAAUAGUGUAAGGUGCUUUGGUGCAAUACUUGAAAGCGUCUAAUUAUUAUUGGUAAUGAGUGUGUGCAGUUUACAUGACCAAUUAUUCUUUGCGUACACAGCUAGCAGGCCCGGAGUUAUCUGCUGGUCAUGUCCUCUGUUUCCCUGGUCUUUGCCUUUAUGCCUUGGUGCUCCUUCAAAAGUUUCAAAUAGACUUUAAGAUUUUCCAGUAGAAGUGUCCUUUGCCCUCUCAAAGAUGAAAUUCUAGGCCUGAGCUAGGGCGGACAUUUUGCUCUAACCUUUUAUGCGGGGACUGAUGACAGAAAUUAAAAUUUUUGUGUCAAGCAUCCAAGAUUAUUGUGAUGAUGGCGUUACGUGGCUUGGGUCAAAACACCAUUACAAUGCUGCUCCAUCUUGGUCAUGUUCGGCGUAUCCAUACACAGUAAUUGCUGCUAAUGUUUCCUGCAAGAAAAGGAACCAGACUAUUUCUCCUUCAAGCCUUGAUUUGGUUGUAUUGAUUUGAAUGGGAGAAAUCAAGAUGGCUGCCCCAGGUAUAUUGAGACUGUGAAGUUAUAGGGUGUAUUUACCGCCCUUAUGAUUGUCUCAUAAUUAUAAGUACUUAAUGUAAGAAUUAAUAAGUAACUAAACAUUUUGUGAUAAAGCCUAGUUUCUGUAACUAUGUUACGUUGAAUCAGGGUAACAUAAUCCUUAUGUAAUAAUUAAAGUUAGAUUGUCAAAAAACUGUAAUUUUGUUUAGGGGUUUAUUGGAUUAAAUCAACAUAGGGUGGCUUUAAUUUUUUAAAUUCCUAAUGAGCUUUCACUUGUGUGUAUCGAAAUAGUUAUUUUAUUUUCUUGCUGGCAAGGAAACGGAUGCAAUAGUUAUUUUGGGUUCAAACUAUUGAAGCACCUUGAUACUUUAUUGCUGGAUAUGUGUGCUUUAUAAGACUAUUAUUAUUAAUAUCAUUGGUAGAAUAUUUAGUGGGCUGGAAAAAUUCUCUAAAAAAAUGCAAAACUAGCAACUCAUUUUAUUGUCUAUAAAUCUUGUAUCUUUUUAUUGUAACCAACGUUAAAGUUCCUAAAAGGUUGAAGGACAGGGUGAUUGGAA